AGCGCGCGCAGGCGCAGUGCGCGCUCAGCCCGGCUCCCCCCUUCAGAGCGCGCGGAGGUGGCGAGCCCGCCGGCCGAGGUCUCUAAAAGACUGGAGCAAGGAACCACUUCGUAGACACCUUUGCUCCGGUGCUUUAACACGGCGCCUUCCCGCGCGAGGAUUUGCCUCUUCAAGGAAACGCCUCUGCCCCAUCUUGUGGAAAAGCACCGUCGGGGAGAUGAUUAUCCAGAGAGUGGUCUUGAAUUCGCGACCUGGAAAAAACGGGACUCCAGCGGCAGAGAAUUUCCGCGUGGAAGAGGCCACUCUGCCGGAUCAAAUCUCCGAGGGACAAGUACGUGUUCGAACCCUCUACCUCUCCGUGGAUCCUUACAUGCGCUGUCGGCUGAACGAAGAGACCGGGGUUGACUAUCUGAAGCCCUGGCAGCUGUCUCAGGUGACUGACGGCGGUGGCGUGGGUAUCGUGGAGGAGAGUAAAUACGCCCACUUGUCCGAGGGAGACUUCGUGACCUCUUUCUCUUGGCCCUGGCAGACCCGAGCCAUCCUGGACGGAGAGAUCCUUGAGAAGGUAACUCCGCAGCUGGUGGACGGUCACCUUUCCUACUUCCUCGGAGCGAUAGGCAUGCCCGGGUUGACUUCCUUGUUGGGAAUAAAGGAAAAAGGCCACGUAACAGCGGGCUCCAACCAGACGAUGGUUGUCAGCGGGGCCGCCGGAUGCUGUGGAUCACUGGCCGGGCAGAUCGCCCGAUUGGAAGGGUGCUCCCGAGUGGUGGGGAUCUGCGGGACGGACGAGAAGCGCUCCGUCUUGGUCUCCGAGCUGGGGUUCGACGCCGCCGUCAACUACAGGACAGAGGACGUGGAGGGGCAGCUGCGGGACCUCUGCCCGGCCGGAGUGGACGUCUACUUCGACAACGUCGGCGGGAGCGUCAGCGACGCCGUCAUCCGGCAGAUGAACGAGAACGGCCACGUCGUCCUUUGCGGCCAGAUCUCUCAGUACAACAGGGAUGUGCCCUACCCUCCUCAGCUACCUCCUGCGGUAGAAGCAAUUUUGAAAGAAAGAAACAUUACGAGGGAAAGGUUCACGGUGCUCAAUUAUCGCGAUAAGUUCGAUUCUGGAAUCCUGCAGCUGAGCCGGUGGUUUAGAGAAGGGAAACUCAAGGUAAAAGAGACCGUCAUAAACGGCCUGGAAAACAUGGGAGCCGCUUUCCAGUCCAUGAUGACAGGAGGCAACAUUGGAAAGCAGAUCGUGCGUAUCUCUGACUAAAAAAUCUCCGCCGCGACUCCCGCCCGCCGUCAACGAGAAACGAUAAGCACGGUUCUGUUCAUUUGAGCAACUGGAGAUAUUCUCGUGGUCUACGGUUAGAAAAUCUUGUGGCAUAAGUAGAACGAAUGAUAUUGGCCUUAGUCCUGA
This is a messenger RNA of Ornithorhynchus anatinus (platypus), 1408 nucleotides long. RefSeq names its product prostaglandin reductase 2 (gene PTGR2). Lineage: Eukaryota; Metazoa; Chordata; Mammalia; Monotremata; Ornithorhynchidae. Bases 218 to 1261 code for a protein of 347 amino acids. Gene Ontology annotation, molecular function: 15-oxoprostaglandin 13-reductase [NAD(P)+] activity. Gene Ontology annotation, biological process: prostaglandin metabolic process. The transcript has 11 exons. The record is from RefSeq and is a predicted model, not a curated record.